Hyaloperonospora brassicae is the source of this 1194-nucleotide messenger RNA. Lineage: Eukaryota; Oomycota; Peronosporomycetes; Peronosporales; Peronosporaceae. The record is from the annotation of a GenBank genome assembly.
AUGCCGGAACGCAGUCGCACUGCAACCACAAGUACAGGCGCACCGAUUCGCUCGCCCGGGCUCAGUACAUCCGUUCGGUUUUCGACCGUCGGCGGCGAACAGGGGAGUGCUGAUACGGUGCGCGACCCGCGCGGGUUUGCGCUCAAGUUCUAUACAGAAGAGGGCAAUUGGGACCUCGUGGGGAACAACAACACGCCCGUGUUCUUUUUGCGGGACCCCAUGUUGGUCCCGAGUUUCAUCCACACGCAGAAGCGCUUACCGCACUCGCACUUGAAAGACGCCGACAUGAUGUGGGACUUUUUUUCUCUACGGCCCGAGACACUGCACCAGCAGAGUGUCUUGUUUUCCGACCGCGGAAUCCCCGACGGCUUUCGCCAUAUGAACGGCUACGGCAGUCACACGUUCAGUAACGUGAACGCCGACGGCGACACGACGUACGUCAAGUACCACUUCAAGACGGAUCAGGGUAUUCGUAACUUGUCAGUCGAUCAGGCAGCGGCACUCGCGGGAUCCGAUCCCGACUAUGCCAUUCGCGACCUCUACGAAGCCAUUGCCCAGCAGCAGUAUCCGUCGUGGACACUGUAUAUUCAGGCGAUGAGCGUCGACGAAGCUGCGAACGAGACGCUCAAUCCAUUUGACGUGACCAAAUUUGCAGAGAUUGAGCAGCUCGCGUUCUCGCCGUCGCCCGACAAGAUGCUGCAGGGCCGUCUGUUUUCGUACCCGGAUACACAGCGCCACCGGUUGGGGGUCAACUACCUGCAACUGCCUGUGAAUCGACCGCUCCAUGACCAAAGGAGGACCGCUGGAACAGGCGGUGCAACACGGCCCUCGCCACGUGGGCAUUGUGGCGACUGUUCGAUUGUCGACAAGUACGCAACGUCUGACGAAGACAAUUACUCGCAGGUGGGACUGUUUUACCGCAAGACGCUGGAUACCAAUGGUCGGGACCAUCUCACGGAUAACAUUGCAGCGUCGCUGGUGCGCGCGUCGCCGCCAGUGCAAGUGCGGGCGAUUGCCAACUUUUUCAAGUGCGAUGCACACUAUGGACGCUGCGUGCAGGAAAAAGUGGACGCGCUGACGGCUCAAGCGCAGCACGUGGAAUCUGCUGUGCGUCCGACGGCACCGCAGCUGAACCCGCCACGGAAGCACUUUGUACCGACCCCACCAUCGGAUGAUAUGACCCCGCGGUUGUGA